GGCGCCGGAGACCCGUGACUCAACCGCGGAAAGCCUUCGCCAGGGACCGGGCCGGCAGCGAAGCCCGCGAGUCUUUCCCCAUGGUGUCCAUGACUUUCAAGAGGAGCCGCGGCGACCGGUUCUACAGCGUCCGGUGCUGCGGCUGUUGCCAUGUCCGCACCGGGACCAUCAUCCUGGGGACCUGGUACAUGGUGGUCAACCUACUGAUGGCAAUAUUGCUGAUCGUGGAAGUGACUCAUCCAAACUUAAUGCCUGCUGUCAACAACAUUCAGUAUGAAGUCAUCGGUAAUUACUACUCAUCGGAGAGGAUGGCUGAUAAUGUCUGUGUUCUUUUUGCCGUCGCUGUGCUUACGUUUAUAAUCAGUUCAGUGCUGGUAUAUGGAGCAAUUUUUUACCAAGCAGGCUGGCUGAUCCCGUUCUUCUGUUACCGGCUCUUUGACUUCGUCCUCAGUUGUCUCGUCGCUAUCAGUUCUCUCACUUACUUGCCAAGGAUCAAAGAGUAUCUGGAUCAGUUACCUGAUUUUCCCUACAAAGACGACCUCCUGGCCUUGGACUCCAGCUGCCUCCUGUUCAUUGUUCUCAUGUUCUGUGUGGUCUUCAUUGUCUUUAAGGCUUAUCUAAUCUACUGUGUUUGGAACUGCUAUAAAUAUAUCAACAGCAGAAACAUGCCGGAGAUUGCCGUGUACCCUGCCUUUGAAGCACCUCCACAGUAUGUGUUGCCAACCUAUGAAAUGGCUGUGAAGAUGCCUGAGAAAGAUCCGCCGCCUCCUUACCUGCCUGCCUGAGGACGUUGUGCCUUUGUCAAUAAACCCCAUGCCAGCC
Messenger RNA from Ochotona princeps (American pika), 822 nucleotides. RefSeq names its product lysosomal protein transmembrane 4 alpha (gene LAPTM4A). The record is from RefSeq and is a predicted model, not a curated record. Gene Ontology annotation, cellular component: lysosomal membrane. Lineage: Eukaryota; Metazoa; Chordata; Mammalia; Lagomorpha; Ochotonidae. Bases 81 to 785 code for a protein of 234 amino acids. The transcript has 7 exons.